CUUGCAAAAACUGAAUUUUGAUAAGCAUUUUACUAUACUUGUUCCAACAUGCAACUCCGUUUUGCACUGCUUCUUCUCAUUAUUUGUUUUAAAGCGUGUCUAAAUUCACCUCUCAUUUGCACAAAUGGAUUCACUCUACUCAACAAAAAAUGUUUGAAACUGUUUGACACUAAAGUGAACCACACAUCGGCUGAAAGCUCAUGUAAUAGUUUUGGAGCAACACUUGUCACGGUGAAAAAUGUUAAUGAUGAACAAGCCAUUGCCACUGUAGUAGCUGCAAGUUCUGCCCGACUGAUUUGGCUUGGAUUGUAUUGCUUUGAUAGUGAUCCUGCCAAAUGCUUGUGGGAUGAUAACUCUGGCUCUGCACAGAGUUACGACAACUUUUCAAUUGAUUUUCCUCUCGUCGAUGCUGGUCAUUGUGUGUACUUAUCUACACUGGGAGCGUUAGCUGGGAAAUGGAUCAGCGAGGAUUGUGAGAGCAAGCUCAUGUCCUAUAUUUGUGAACUGCCGACAACUCAUGCAGACGACUGUACCUACAAUUACAAUGGGUACUGCUACACAUUCAGCUCAACUGCCGAACCAUUUAUCAUUGCACAAACCAAAUGCGCAGAAACCUAUGGAGACCUUGUGUCGAUACAUUCAUCAAAUGAAAAUCGAUACAUUGAAACGUUUGCCGCACAAGAUUAUUACCUCAUUGGAGCAGUGUGGAAAUUGGAUAAUAGUCUCUACUGGUUAGAUAAAUCCAAGUGGGACUACAAUAACACCGAUCCAGAGAACUCAUAUCGAGGGGAUUACUGCGUGGCAAUGUCAACGGUCAUUUCGUCCCCUAUUCCGUCUGGUUUCUGGUUCAGUACAAAUUGUACUCGUCCUGCCAAAUAUAUUUGCAAGCGCCCAGCUGGCGUGCAGUCUACAACUGCAUCACCAGUAACUGUGGCCCCAAGCCCUGCAAACCCAUCAAACUGCAACGCAGGCCUACUAAUGUCUCCAGGAGUCAUCACCUCUCCAAACUAUCCCGAGAACUAUUUCAACAACGAAAACUGCACUUAUCAGCUGUCCACAUUGGGAGCGUAUAAGAUUGCUCUACGAUUUGCGUCAUUCUCCACGGAAGCAAAUGAUGUUGUAACAGUGUAUGAUGGCCUGACAACGGAUAGUCCCUGUCUGCGCCGAUGCAGUGGAACUCAGAGACCCUUUGCACUGACUUCGAGUGGAAAUACCAUGCUGGUAACGUUCACGUCAGACUCGAAGGGCAUUUCCAGUGGAUUCUAUGCGAGAUUCUCGUCGAUUGUUUAUAGACGCUAAUGUUACAAAUAAAAGUAUGAUGAAAGCUUU
Caenorhabditis elegans is the source of this 1329-nucleotide messenger RNA. RefSeq names its product CUB domain-containing protein (gene clec-17). The record is from RefSeq and is marked reviewed. Lineage: Eukaryota; Metazoa; Nematoda; Chromadorea; Rhabditida; Rhabditidae. Gene Ontology annotation, molecular function: carbohydrate binding.